Molecule: messenger RNA, 1825 nt
Organism: Schistocerca serialis cubense
Lineage: Eukaryota; Metazoa; Arthropoda; Insecta; Orthoptera; Acrididae
Exons: 2
Coding region: 1-1716 (571 amino acids)
Source: RefSeq, a predicted model, not a curated record
AUGGCGCCGAAUGAAAUUCGCGAGUGUGUUAGUUCCAGUAAUAAAUGUAAAUUUAAUGAAGAAAAGUGUGCAUUUUGCAGAAAUGUCGGUUGGUAUUGUGACCAGUUAUGUAUUACGUGUUAUAUUGUGUUAAAAGUAUCUGAAAAAAACUGUGAUGCAUCUAUAAACUGUGAAAAAGAAACCAUGUUGACGAUCGGUAAACAGAACAGCAUGAGUUCCGCAAAUAAAAGCAAACAAUCCGAAGUUUGUGUGAAGUGUAAGAAGUUCGACGUAUUUAGUGAUGGGAAGUGCAUCUCUUGUUAUUUAAUUAUGAAGGUGGUAGUAAAAAAUGAGAAACUCAGUGUUUGCUUAGCAUCAACUUCAUCAUACAGCCACGAAAUUGCGCUUCAAGAAAUAACAAACAGCAAACUAUGCUCAUGCAGAAAGAAAGUCGUUACAGGUAUUAUGUGCUUUAAGUGUAAAAUUGUUUAUCAUUAUAACUGUGCAAAGGUGGACUCAAAACAAGUGAUAUGGAAAUGUGAUAAUUGCGUAAAAGUGGGCACUAUAGACAGCAAGGAAGAAAUAAUUUCCGUGUUGUUAGAAGAACUGCAAAGACUGAACGCUGAAAAUGUCACAUUGUCUGCCAGAAGUCAACAGAACAAAAGUGAAUCCCAAGACGAGAGCACAAAUUGUCACCAGCCCAAGAAGAUACCAAAACAUCUUGUUUCUCAGCAGUUAUAUCAUCUGAAUACAAGCAACCGUUUUAGUGCCUUAAGUGAUAAAAUUGAUGAAACAGAGAAAUCUACUCAGGUGGUAGGACGAGACAAUGUUCCUAAAAAUUCGACAAAAAGACCAAUUGAGAGUCAGCCAACGAAUAAGAUUUUAUUACUAUCGGACAGUCAUGGGCGAAACUGUGCAUCAUUGCUAAAUGAAUUUUUGAAACCCAAGUACUACACAUCAUCUGUUGUUAAACCAAAUGCAUGCCUCAGUGGUGUAGUUGAAGGGGCAUCAGAUCUUACUAGUGAUUUCAAUUUGGACGAUGCAGUUAUUAUCCUUGCAGGAAUAAAUGACAUUCGUAAGAAAAACAACUUUAUUCCAGACUUAGAAAAGUUGACUGCAGCACUUGAUCAUACAAAGCUAUUGUUAUGUACCGUUCCCUACUGUUAUGACAAGCCAGAAGUCAACGAAACAGUGUACAGAUUUAAUGAAUAUAUAAUGAAUUUGUCAUCUAAUUUUGUUAAUGUGAAAGUAAUUGAUGUCAAUUUAUUCUUGCAAAGGCCUGAUUACACUAAUCAUGGACUACACCUGAACAAAACAGGAAAGCUCAGACUGUGCAGGAACAUUGCUUCAUCAGUAUCAAACCCAUGGAAACGGUGUGAUGUAGUAAAAACACUUACAACCAGCUCUGCAAGAAAGGUCAGAUUUUGUACCGGUACUGUAGAAACCAAUUCAUGCCAAGAUAGACAGGGAACCAAUGUGAAUACAAGAAACAGAUGUAUAGCUGUGUCUCACCCUGUCACUGCCAAUGACAUAUUAAUACCAUAUGAUGAAGUUCCACCCAAAGAACCUCAAGGACUGGAAAAUAAUUCCGAUGCAGUAUCUCCAAGGAUAAAAGGUAAUCCCCGAUUUUCUACGAGAGAAAGAAGAAUUCCAAAAAGAAACAGUGAUUUUUUAUGGCCAGCACCCACCCGACCUCGCCAACGACAUCUAGUGAACAAAUCUCCAGCUGCGACAUAGGUCUUAAUGUAUCCAACACAGUUUUGAGUGCAACGGGGACUAACGGUGUUAAUGGACAAGCAGACCAGCAGAAGGACAGUAGAGGGGACAUGGACACUGUUGACCGUCC